Glycine soja is the source of this 1175-nucleotide messenger RNA. RefSeq names its product protein LURP-one-related 5-like. The transcript is spliced from 2 exons. The record is from RefSeq and is a predicted model, not a curated record. NCBI's taxonomy places the organism in Eukaryota, Viridiplantae, Streptophyta, Magnoliopsida, Fabales, Fabaceae. Bases 196 to 855 code for a protein of 219 amino acids.
UGAAAGUUUAGCCAAAAAAAAAAAAAAAGGUCCUGUGGAUAUCAUCUUUGUAGAUAUUUUUUCUCCCCACGUUUGCGAUAGAGAUAACCCACCCAUGCAUGCUUCCAUUUCCAUGUACCCCACAUUAUGAAUUAUUAAUUAAUUGGUGCCAUAAAUUGCAUAUCGUGGAUGCAAGAAUAAUACGAAACCCACAUCAUGAGCACACUUUGUAUGGCGGAAAAUAUGAAGGAGGUGGAAGUUGAAGAUGGAUAUGUCUUGAAAGAAGAGAUCCAUCUCACGGUGCUAAAAACCUCUCUGUUCUUCGCGGGCGAUGGCUUCAGCGUCUACGAUUGCAAAGGUCAACUCGUGUUCAGAGUUGACUCUUAUGGACCCGACACUCGCGACAUAGACGAACUCGUUCUCAUGGAUCCUAACGGACGUUGCCUCCUCACCGUUCGUCGAAAGCGGCCGAGUUUGCAUCAACGGUGGGAAGGUUUCAAAGGGGAGAGAAUGGACGGUGAUAAACCCAUCUUCAGCGUGAGGAGAGCGUCGAUCAUAGGACGGUCGCGUGCGAGUUUGACGGUGGAGAUGUACGAUAACCCCGGUGAGGAGUACCAGAUCGAGGGGUGCUUCUCGCAGCGUUGCUGCACGGUUUUCAAUGUGACGAAGGAGUCGGUGGCUGAGAUUAGUCGUAAAGUGGACCCCACCACCAGCGUCGUGCUUGGGAAGGAGGUGUUCUCCCUUUGUGUUAAGCCUGGUUUUGAUGCGGCUUUUGCCAUGGGAUUUGUGCUCGUCCUCGAUCAGAUCAGCGGUGAGGAUUACGUUGAUAAUAUUGCGACCACGGAGCCUACGGUGCACCCCGCUACAGAAGAUUAAAAGGGAAUAGAGUGCAUUUUCAUCACACACUGGCAUGAAUGUAGUUUACAAAUCUUUGGGGUUUGGGUUGUCCCUCAUCAAGGGAACCUCUGCCCCUUCUUUUCUGGCUCAUGCUCAUGCCCUUUGAAAGAAUCAACUUUUCAAUUCCCAAUGCGACUGUGCCUCUGUCUUCAUUAACUUGUGAUGUUUUGAUAUGGCAUGAUAUGAUCACAAUUUAUAUUUUCAACUCUUUAUAAACUUCCUAGUUUUAUAAUUACUGUAUUUAGAUACUAUUUUCAUAUCUUUUGUUUUUUAUCAUAUCAACCACCUUCUUAUUUAUA